GUCCUGGACCAGAGGACACGUCCUGGACCAGAGGACACGUCCUGGACCAGAGGACACGUCCUGGACCAGAGGACACGUCCUGGACCAGAGGACACGUCCUGGACCAGAGGAGCUUUCUGGACCUGGUCCUUCAUCCAGAUCUUUGCUGGACCUGGUCCUUCAUCCAGGGUUGUGGACAGGAACCUGAGGAAAGUCUUCCAGACUUAGAGAGGACCAGAAGUUUCCUGAAAGUUUCAUGAGAUAGACCAGAUUGACCAGGACCAGGACCUUUCUGGAUCUGGUUUUAGGACGUCCCCCAGUCCCCCAGUCCCCCCAGUCCCCCCAGUGGAGGUCUGACCUGCUGGACAGAGUCCAGAGAGCAGGAUGAAGACGGGGGUCUGGGACGAGGGGACAGGUCUGCAGGAUCCUGGACCAGAUCUGGAGAUGACAGGAAGAUCCACGACCCCCCUGGUUCCUCAGGUUCCUCCAGAGUCCAGGUUCUCCGGGUCUGCAGCUCGUUGGACGUCGUACUCCAGGAGCCGCUGGAAUCAGAGGAGACGUCUGGAAGGUGUCCGUCUGGAGUCCCGGUACCGGGGUCUGGCAGGACGAGAACAGAACGAUGAAACCGACAACCAGAGGAAAAAUCUGAAUAAAACUCUGCUGGAUCAUUUCAGACACCUGGAACACCUGGAAACUGACCAGGUGGAUCUCCAGUUCCUGGACCAGGUGAUCACCGAUGGAGCCGACCCAAACAGCUCAGACCGAUACGGACAAACCGCCCUGCAUGAGAUAUCCAGGGCCUGGUCUGUGGACGUGAUGCGGUUCUUCCUGGACCGGGGUUCAGACCUCCAGCGUUCAGACCAGUUUGGGGUCACCCCUCUUCAUGUGGCCUCGGCCCUGGACCACCAGGACAUGGUCCGGUUCCUGCUGGACCGGAGAGCUGAUCUGGGGGCCCGGACUCUCCUGGACCAGCAGACCCCCCUCCACUACGCUGCCAAGAACGAUGCGGUCGGUUCAAUCCGGCUGCUGCUGCAGGCCGGAGCCUCCAUCAGCUGCAGGGACCACAAACACCGGACCCCCCUGCAGCUGGCUGCCAACAUGGAGCGCAGUGAAGCAGCUCGGGUCCUGCUGGAGCUCGGGGCCGAGGCCGGAGUGAAGGACUCUGACGGACAGCUCUGCAUCACGGCCAUGAUUGGCCGGAUGAGUCCAGUGGCCCAGCUGGCGCUCGCUCAGUUCCACGUGACGGACACAAUGACGAGGCAGCGGUACUUCUACCUGAACCUGCUGGAACCAGGACCAGGACCAGGACCAGGACCUGGACAAAGACCUGGACCAGGACCAGGACAAAGACCUGGACCAGAACCAGAACCAGGACCAGAACAGGACGGUCCUGGGAACCAGGGGACCAACCAGCCGACAUCACCAGUGACAUCACCAGUGACAUCACCAGUGACAUCACCAAUGACAUCACCAGUGACAUCACCAGUGACAUCACCAGUGACAUCACCAGUGACAUCACCACUGCAGGUCGUGGUCCAGGAGGGAAAACUGGACCUGAUCAUGAACCCGGUCUUCCUCAAACUGAUCCAGGUCAAGUGGAACCUGUACGGCAGGUUGGGGGCGUGGCUAAGACUCAUCUUCAACUUCCUGUUUAACGUCUCCUGGACAACCGUCGCCAUCUCUGUCUCCGUCCACCGAGACUCACCUGAUCGCUACGUCCUGCCCAAGGACUGGUGGCGUGUCCUCCUGGUCGUCAUGGCGAUCCUGCUGACCCUGCUGGAGGUCUUCAGGGAGGUCCAGGACAUCCUGGUGUCCAGGAGGAAGCUCCGCCGGUGGAGACAGUGGGAGGAGCGUCGUCUCCAUGACGACCUGCGCUGCUGCCACCCCAUGUGGCCUCAGGAGAUCCACUUCCUUCUGCAGCAGCUCAAACGGGUUCAGAGGACGAGAGGAAGCUACAGUCUGGACCUGUGGAACGUCUGUGAUUGGCUCGUCUACUGUCUGCUCAUUACGUCCUUCAUCGUCCACCUGGCCGACGUCUUCCACCCCGUGGACUUCCUGCACGUGCUCAGUCUGCGCCUGUUCUCCAUCACCGUCAUCUUCCUGUGGCUGCGACUCAUGAAGCACGUCAGGGCCUUCAGACUGAUGGGGCCGUUCAUCGUCAUGCUGGGGAACAUCGUGGGGGACGUGAUGCGUUUCCUGUUCCUGUACCUGGUGAUCUUCAUCCCGUACGCCUGCAGCUUCUGGAUCAUCUUCGGAGGCUCCGCCUCCGUUCCCAGCAUGCAGUCUGUCUCCGGUCUGCUGUUCAGCCUGUACCGCAUCACGCUGGUGGACGAGUACGAGUUUGCUGCCAUGGCAACGGUGGACGCCGUCAUGGCCCCGCUGCUCUGUGGGACGUUCCUGGCAGCGUCCUCCAUCCUCUGUGUCAACCUGCUGGUGGCCCUGCUGACGGAGACCUUCCAGAGGGUGUACGAUAACUCGCAGGCUAACGCCGUGAUGCAGCAGGCCGCCGUCAUCCUGCAGCUGGACGAGUCCUUGCCCUGCCUCCGCCGUUUCUACGACGACCAGUACAUCUCCAAACACUGCUCCCGUUGGUCGAUGACAUCACAGGAAGCUGCCGGCGGCACCAGGAGCUGGGCAGCGUCCCGGCUCAGAUCAAGUGUCCCGGCUCAGAUCAAGGAGACUCUGGACCGAUUCCUGGUUCUACAGGGGGACCGGGAAUCAGAGACACUGGACCGGUUCCUGGUUCUACAGGGGGACCGGGAAUCCGCCCCACGCUCACAAGUCCAGACCAUACCGGAGCAGAACCACGACAUCCAGGACCAGGAGCUGCAGAGACAGGAGCUCCAGGACCAGUUCCAGGACCAGGACCAGGACCAGGACCAGUUCCAGGACCAGUUCCAGGACCAGCAGAGACAGAAGGUUCAGGACCAGGACCAGGUCCAGGACCAGCAACAACAGGAACUCCGGGCCAUCCGAGCAGAGCUGAAAGAGCUCCGGACUCUGGUCCAGCAGCUGGUUCAUAACAGGACCGAUGUUGUUCCUGAUGAGGCAUUGUAACAGCACUGUGGUCGACCUGAAUAUCAGCUUCCUACCCCCCCUGCAGAAGACGACACCUUGGAAGUUUCCUCAAACAGACUUGGAACACUAGAGCACCCCAUGGGGUGAUUUGGAACUUAGUGACAGUCAUGCCAAACGCCCGAUGGGACAUUUGGCCACAGAUCACAUCCAACUGUAAAUUACUUUUCGUCUGUCACUUGGCUUGUGUAUCCCUGCCUUUUGCGCCUUGAAUCUACGGUAUAAAAGUCUUGUCGUCGAGCCACUCUGGGCCGGCAUUUCAACCAGACACUCGUCUGUGUAGAUCCGCUCACCACCGGCUGAAUAAAAACUCACUAUACCACGAGCGGACUUAUGAACUGAUUUUGAUAAAUUCCUCAACAAUUUGGUGCCGUGACCCGGAUGGCAAUAGAUCUUCGAUGGAAACUCCUUUUCCAGAACAACGGCACAACCAGUGACUCUAUCUAAAUAUUCAGAGGUAAGGGAUCCACUUGCUAAAUCCCAAAUUAUUAUUGCUGAGUUGUUGUCAAAGGCUGUGGACUGGAGUACCAGAAAAAAGGUUGACGUCAUCCUCAAAUUUUAGUUAAGUCCGCUGUGUGGUUGUGAGCAAGGGGUUAUUGGGAAGGUUAUUGUAGAGAUGUUUAGGAAUGCUGGCAAUUUCAUAACACUUGAAUUUGAUUGUGUUGUGAGAAUGCUGUGGUUCUCCUGCCUUAGAAUUUGACUCGCUCUUCUACAAAGGUUUAAUAUCUCGGGUAACAUUAAAGAGAGAAUGGCCAGAAUGCCAUGUUGGUCUGAGUACCAAGAAUAGUCCAGUGGGACUUAUAGCAUAUGCAGGACUUGAGGUCCAAAAGAAGUGUUUGCAACACUGAGAUAUUUGUGGGAAACGGACAUAUAUGUAGAAGAACUGGUUUUUUAUAAGUGGGGAUGAUUUGAAUGAAACCCACAUUCUUGUACCCGUGAAUAGCACGCAUGUCCGACAGUGAUUGCUAGCUGAUCACAGCUAGCAAUCACAGAUGAGCAAAGGGGGAAUGUGUCAGAUAGUGUUGAAAGACUGAUAAGCUCCAAGAUUUGCAUCCUAUGAAAAAAUAUUGCAAACAUUAUCAACACUUCCCCCCACUGUGACUUUUUUGAAGCUCUGCAAAUAAACUUUAUUCAUAAACCAAAAUGUGAGGGAUAUGAAAAUGUUCUUGUAUGAAAAUGUUCUUGUAUGUGUAGAGAAUUUUUAAACUGGACUUAAAUAGACAAUGUUGACAUCCGUCAACACCCAUUAGGAAGCACAAACUCACGCCUCAUGAAAGGAUUACGGGUAGACCUGUGACUAUACCAAACAAUUCAGUUCUAUGUAUGAAAAAGAUGGACCUCCAUGCCAUGGAUGAAUCCAUGAUAUCAUUUUGUUCUGCUCUAAC
Cololabis saira (Pacific saury) is the source of this 4439-nucleotide messenger RNA. RefSeq names its product transient receptor potential cation channel subfamily V member 3-like. The record is from RefSeq and is a predicted model, not a curated record. Lineage: Eukaryota; Metazoa; Chordata; Actinopteri; Beloniformes; Belonidae. Gene Ontology annotation, molecular function: protein binding; calcium channel activity. Gene Ontology annotation, biological process: calcium ion import across plasma membrane. Gene Ontology annotation, cellular component: membrane.